Sipha flava (yellow sugarcane aphid) is the source of this 1810-nucleotide messenger RNA. RefSeq names its product tetratricopeptide repeat protein 5-like. Gene Ontology annotation, molecular function: protein binding. NCBI's taxonomy places the organism in Eukaryota, Metazoa, Arthropoda, Insecta, Hemiptera, Aphididae. The transcript is spliced from 10 exons. The coding region runs from base 224 to 1630 and encodes 468 amino acids. The record is from RefSeq and is a predicted model, not a curated record.
UCAAUAGCUGCCGGUUAUCACUGUAGCCGAAAUAAAAAAAUCCGGAUCGACUAAAAUAACAAUAAAUUGUGUUCAUCGUGCAUACCCGCGUCUGCUUUUGAAAUCGUUUUGCGAUUGUGACUGUCGAAAAAAAAACCGGAUGCUCUGCGAACGUUAUUUACCGACUUGACGAUACACGGCGACCACCUUCCCCGGAUUGUGUUGGCGGUUUUAUCAAUUGAAAAUGAGUGACACUCAGCUGGCGGACGAUGACAAGUCGGAGAAAAACGACCAUCUCAAUAUGCAACAACUGAGUCGUUUGACAUUAAACGGAGAGAAUACUAUAUUAAAGGAACAAGAUAAAUUUGAUACUCCCACUCUGGAUUAUUUACAGUCUUGCGUUGAAGAGCUGUACACAUUCCAUAAAAAUUCCUUUGAAAGAAACCCCGAAAAGGUGUCAUACGAUAAAGAGGUACUCAACGAAAAGAUUAAACAAGUGACUGCGUUGAUGAAACAAAAUGAAGAAUCUGCCAUUUCUGAAAACAAAGCACAAUAUUAUUUUUUACUGGGCAGAACAUGGAGUGUUACUCAACCAGUAAGCCAAGAAUGUAUAAAUGUUUUAUCCAAAGCUGUUAAACUCAACCCAACACACUUAGAUGCUUGGAAUUCACUUGGUGAAUGUUUAGUACAUUUAAAAAGAUUUUCAGAAGCUAAAUAUUGUUUUCUCGCCUCAUUGAAACAUGGUAAAAGUCAAGUAAUUCUGAGGAAUUUAUCCAUUAUUAUGCGUGAAGCACAGUUGCUGACUAAUGAAAAUGUCCAUGAAAGUCUUAAUGCUGGUAUUGAAUAUGCAAAAGAAGCUGUUGAAUUAGAUUCUACUGAUGGUGAAUCAUGGGCAAUUUUAGGCAAUGCUUAUUUAUCCUUAUUUUUUAGAAAACAAGAUGACAAACUUCUAAGACAGUCUAUUAAUGCAUUUGAGAAAGCUCUCAAUGAUUCUGUUGCUGCUCAAAAUGCUGAUCUCCAUUUUAAUAGAGGAAUUGCUUUAAAAUACGGAGAAAUGUAUACGGAUGCAUUGUUGAGCUUUGAAAAAGCCACAAUAUUAGAUCCAAAAUGGACUGAAGCCAGAGAAACUUUGGAAGAUCUCAUUAAAUAUAUAACAUCAACACAAACUUUAUAUCAGCGAAAAGGUCAAUUGAAAAGUAGACGAUUACAACAAAUGACUGAUUCUUUAAAUACAAGUUGCUUGGGAAUAUACAGCACCAAAAUAAAAACAAUAAGAGGUCAAGUAAUGUUAGAACACAUUCCAUUAUCAAAACUCGAAAUUGGUUUAAAUGCUAAUAAAGUAGUUUGUGGCCGGGUAGUAUGUGUUGUUUAUAGUCAAGAACCUGUCCCUUAUACAUUUUGUCUGGUGGAUAAAGAACUGUCGUGUAUAGUCGUCUCAGUUUAUAAUCUAGCUCAAGGCAGAGGACCAAUCAUUGGCGACUCUGUGGCUAUUCCUGAACCUUAUAUGACUCAUAUUGAUGCAACAUACAAAAACCAGAAAUUCCAGUACCCCAGUUUAAGAGUUAACCUUCCUUUGACUAUGGUUGUGAACAAGAAAUCUGUAAGUGCCGAAUGUGUUUCCCAACCUCAGUUUAUGUCCAAACAGUUCUAAGCAUCUUUUUCAAUAUUUUUUUUUUUUUUUAUAGUCUAUCAGUUCAAAUUUAAUUUCCUUUACUAAAUUUAACAUUGACAAAAAUUGUGAGUAUUUUAAAGUAGCAGCGAACUACUUUAAUUUUAAGACAUUCAUAGAUAAAAAAAAUUUCCAUCACUAAUGUUGUACUUUUAAUGUUAU